UGCUAUUCGUGCUUGAAACAGCUUCCUGCGGAGGACCUUGUGCUGGGUUACUGUUACCACAACUACUGUCAGGAAUGUGUGGUUGAAAUGGUAAAAGUAGCGCUUGAAAGCGACCACAUGUACCCGGUCCGGUGCUGCAAGAUUAUGAUUCCCUUUGAUUGGGACACGCUCCAGAUGCCGCAAGAGGCAGUUAACAAAUAUAAUAGGAGAAAGAGGGAAAUCGAAGCACGAGGGACAACCUACUGUUACCGGAAUGCCUGCAGAGCGCCUAUUCACCCAAAAUUUAUCGUGCAUGGAGAGGCGUUGUGCACAACAUGCAAGGGCAGCACUUGCGUUCGCUGCAAGAAGGCUUUCCAUGAGGGACUUACUUGCGGCGAAAGGGAAACACAGGAGGAACAGAGACUGCACGACCUGACAGUUACAUAUGGCUGGGGUAAAUGCUCUCAUUGCGAGAACUACAUCCAGCUCAGUGUAGGCUGCAAUCACUUGUCAUGUCUAUGCGGCGCCGAUACUUGCUUUUCAUGUGGCAGAGCAUGGCAGACGUGCGACUGCAUCCAGCCCGAU
Trichoderma asperellum CBS 433.97 is the source of this 564-nucleotide messenger RNA. Lineage: Eukaryota; Fungi; Ascomycota; Sordariomycetes; Hypocreales; Hypocreaceae. The record is from RefSeq and is a predicted model, not a curated record.